AUGAGUUUCAAAGAUAGAGUUGUUAUAGUGACCGGUUCCAGUUCGGGCAUCGGUGCCUCCACAGCCAUUGGAUUUGCUAAAGAGGGGGCUCGGGUCGUCAUAGUGGGACGGAACGGGACAAAACUCGAGGAUAUUCGUAAAAAAUGCGAAAAGCACGGUAAAAAGCCACUUGUUCUUAAAGCAGACGUGUCGAAGGACGCCGACGGCAAGAGAAUUGUCGACGAGACUGUUAAAAAGUUCGGAAGGAUCGACGUCUUGAUCAAUAACGCUGGCAUACUCGAAAAAGUGGACAUUACAGGAGAAAAUUUCAUGGAGGGCUUCGACCGAAUCAUAAACGUCAAUCUAAGAUCGACGGUCUUCAUAACCCACCGUGCUGUACCGUAUCUCAUAAAAUCGAGAGGAAACAUAAUUAACGUAUCAAGCGUGGCUGGCCUUAGUACCAUCGGUGCCCCUGAUUUCAUUCCGUAUUGCGUGUCGAAGGCUGGAAUCAACCAUUUUACACGGAGCUCUGCGCUGAAACUAUCCGUUUAUGGUAUCAGGGUCAACACAGUAAGUCCGGGGCCAGUGAGAACAGACAUUUUAAAUAACCCCACGAUGCAGCAAACUACUUGGGAACAAAUCGCAGAAACAACAGCCUUAAAACGUGUAAGUGAGCCCGAAGAGAUUGCAGAUUUAAUCAUGUACUUAGCCAGUGAUAAAGCGAAGGGCAUCACAGGUUCAAAUUUCGUAACAGACGAUGGAAUUCUAAUUAAAAAU
Iphiclides podalirius (scarce swallowtail) is the source of this 756-nucleotide messenger RNA. Lineage: Eukaryota; Metazoa; Arthropoda; Insecta; Lepidoptera; Papilionidae. The record is from the annotation of a GenBank genome assembly.